Molecule: messenger RNA, 5458 nt
Organism: Thamnophis elegans (Western terrestrial garter snake)
Lineage: Eukaryota; Metazoa; Chordata; Lepidosauria; Squamata; Natricidae
Gene: PAPSS2
Product: 3'-phosphoadenosine 5'-phosphosulfate synthase 2
Exons: 12
Coding region: 16-1893 (625 amino acids)
Biological process (GO): sulfate assimilation; 3'-phosphoadenosine 5'-phosphosulfate biosynthetic process
Molecular function (GO): sulfate adenylyltransferase (ATP) activity; adenylylsulfate kinase activity; ATP binding
Source: RefSeq, a predicted model, not a curated record
GCUACUAAACCAACAAUGCUUUUUUUAUGUUAUUUAUAUAUUCAGAACCUCCAAAGGUCUACCAAUGUGGUGUACCAAGCCCAUCAUGUUAGCAGAAACAAGAGAGGACAAGUUUUGGGCACAAAAGGUGGAUUUCGUGGCUGCACAGUAUGGCUAACAGGUCUUUCUGGGGCUGGUAAAACAACCAUUGGGUUUGCCCUUGAGGAAUACCUCAUGUCUCAUGGCAUCCCUUGUUAUUCUCUUGAUGGGGACAACAUUCGUCAUGGUCUCAACAAGAAUCUAGGUUUCUCUGCUGAUGACCGAGAAGAAAAUAUCCGCCGUGUUGCUGAAGUUGCCAAACUAUUUGCAGAUGCUGGCUUAGUCUGCAUUACUAGUUUCAUUUCUCCUUUUGCAAAGGACCGUGAGAAUGCACGGAACAUUCAUGAGACAGCCAGGCUUCCUUUCUUUGAAGUUUUUGUGGAUGCACCUCUCAAUAUCUGUGAAAGUAGGGAUGUGAAAGGCCUAUACAAAAAAGCACGAGCUGGAGAAAUCAAAGGAUUCACUGGAAUCGAUUCGGAGUAUGAGAAACCAGAAAUGCCCGAACUUGUGCUGAAAACCAACAUUUUUUCAGUGACUGAAUGCAUCCAGACUAUUGUGGAGCUCCUGCAAGAACAGAACCUGGUUCCUUCCACUGCAAUUAAAGAAGUGCUUGAACUGUUUGUACCUGAAAAUAAAGUGGAACAAACUUGGGCUAAAGCUGGUACUUUGCCAUCUAUAAACAUUACCAAGUUGGAUCUGCAGUGGGUUCAAGUCCUAAGUGAAGGUUGGGCCACUCCACUCAAAGGGUUUAUGCGGGAGAAAGAAUAUUUGCAAGUUAUCCAUUUUGGCACUUUGCUCGAUGGAGUGGGUAAAAUUGGUAUAUUCAAGCUUGAUGGUGUUAUCAACUUGAGCAUACCGAUUGUACUUCCCGUCUCUGCAGAAGACAAAAAACGCUUGGAAGGGUGCAGUGCAUUCACCCUGGAGUACAAUGGGCGGAGGGUGGCAAUCCUUAAAAAUCCAGAGUUUUUUGAACACAGGAAGGAAGAGCGUUGUGCUCGCGUUUGGGGAACCACCUGCGCAAAGCACCCACAUGUAAAAAUGGUGAUGGAGAGUGGAGACUGGCUUGCUGGGGGUGAACUCCUUGUACUAGAGAGAAUAAAAUGGAACGAUGGACUAGACCAAUACCGCUUGACUCCGUUGGAGCUGAGGGAGAAGUUUAGAGAGAUGAACGCAGAUGCAGUUUUUGCUUUCCAACUUCGUAAUCCCGUGCACAACGGACAUGCUCUACUAAUGCAGGAUACUAAACGCCGGCUGCUGGAGAAGGGCUAUAAGCACCCAGUGCUGCUCCUGCAUCCUCUCGGCGGAUGGACCAAGGAUGAUGAUGUGCCCUUGGACUGGCGCAUGAAGCAGCAUGCUGCAGUGCUAGAAGAGCAUGUCUUGGAUCCCAAAUCCACCGUCGUGGCAAUUUUCCCUUCUCCUAUGUUGUACGCUGGCCCGACGGAGGUCCAGUGGCAUUGUAGGUCUCGAAUGAUUGCUGGUGCCAAUUUCUACAUUGUGGGUCGAGAUCCGGCGGGUAUGCCUCAUCCAGAGACCAAGAAAGAUCUGUAUGAACCCACACAAGGUGGAAAGGUGCUUAGCAUGGCUCCAGGACUAACCUCGGUGGAAAUAAUUCCCUUCCGAGUAGCUGCAUACAACAAAGUGCAAAAAGCAAUGCUUUUCUAUGAUCCGGACAGGCACAAUGAAUUUGAUUUCAUUUCUGGCACACGCAUGAGAAAAUUGGCUCGUGAAGGUGACAAUCCCCCCGAUGGGUUCAUGGCGCCCAAAGCAUGGAAGGUGUUGACAGAAUACUACACAUCGAUGGGAAAAAAUAAUUAAUUAUGCCGUCUCUUGUCAAAGUGCCUUUAUUUUAAAUAUGCUCUGCUAUAUUGAUGAAUACGCUAUGAUGUUUCAUCUAGUUUGGAAUCUUUUGGUUGAUGGGCAUUUUCUCUCUGCGCCAUACAAUGGUUCCGGACCAGCUUUUUCCAUUUCUAGAGCUUAAAUGGGCGAUUUCUUCUUAAUUUCAAAGGAAUGCCAUAAAAGAAGUUUUUUACUGUACACAUAAAAAAAAAUAAGAUCAAAAUAAUGAAUUCAAAGCCAUAAAGAUCCAGCUCCCGCAGCCUUUGCCAAAAAAAAAAUAUUAUUGAAACUAUGAAACACAGCAAACUAUCACAUUAAUGCUCUAAAUUGAACUCCUAGAAACAAGGAGGGAUAAACUACCGUAAUAUUUUCCCAUUGUGAUUUGUUUGCUUUUUGGCCUCCACCAAAAACUUUCAUGUACUGUUGGGGGUGAAGAGAGAGGAUUUCAUGGUAUGUCAUUUUUUUAGAUGAUGAUGAUAAUGAAGAUGAAAUAAGAGUUAGUAUAAUCAGCAUUUCUCAACAAGAGAAUUCCGUGGCAGGUUUUUUUUGGAAACAGUCACAAAGCUGUGCUUGUUCUGAAAAAUUCUUUACAAAUAGCAUUUUGGUCAACUUGGACCAAGAAAUGCACCUUUAUCACCCUUGACAUUGAGUUUCUUUAUAGCCUUGGCCAAAUUCUUUCAUGAAGGACAUCCAAAAGCAUUUCCUCCUCAACUGGGUGCUAAUAACGUCAUUAGAGUCUAAAUGACUGUCCUUUUACAGCUGCCCUCAUCUCGGAAACCAAAGCUAUGUAGUCCAAUACUACUUUUAUUGUAAAUAUAUAGUAGUAGAAUCUUACGAGUCUGAAUACAUUUUCUCCCUCUCUCUCUUUAUCCUUGGGAGAUCUAGAGAGGGUCUUUCCUGAAACUUUAUUCAAGAUACAUUUCUGCUCCCUUCUUUUUUUUUGGCUAUUAUCUUGGUAGUUGCUUUUCCAUCUCUCCCCCAAGGCCAUUUCCUUUUCCCACUACAGUUGCCCAAGUCAGCAUUCAUCAUGAUUGCCUUAGCUCAGGGGUAUCAAACUCGCGGCCUGUGGGCAGGAUGUGUCACGCGCUGGCCAUGCACACCCAAAUUUAGCAAAAGUAAGGGAAAGUUGUGUUACAUCACGUGAUGACAAUGUGAUGACGCGGGUUUGACACCCCUGCCUUAGCUUAUGCAAUGCAAGGGCUGACUUUGACUGGAGAGACAUGGAUUCAUUCCUAACCAUCUUCUAAGGCAGGGUGUCAAACUGGCAGCCUAUGUGCUGGAUGCAUCACACACAGGCUACGCCCACUCCGUCUCCGUAAAGGCAAAAGUCAUGAUACGUCACGUGACGCAAUCGAGCUUGACACCUGUUCUAGGGUGAUGUAGAAAGUAAUGACAGCUACAAUGCUGUCCUGCCCUUAUUUUAUCUGACUCGAUUUAUCCACUGAUAAACUCUGAAUUCUCUUAGAUGACCAGAUCCAAUGAAGGUGUCUUGAAGAGAAAGAAAUUGUUAAUAACUGGUUUAAACAACUGAUUCAUGUACAAUGGCUGAUAGCUUAGUAUUUUUUUGUAACAACCAGUCUUAUCAUCAUCUAAAAGAGGUGUUUAUAACUAGUGGGAGGGGGGGGAAUCCAGAGACACCCUCAGAUAGGGGUCGCUAAACUUGGCAAUUUUAAGACUUGUGGACUUCAACUCUCAGAAUUCUCCAGCCAGCUAUGGGGAAUAGCUUCUGGGAGUUGAAGUCCCCAAGUCUUAAAGUUGCCAAGUUUAAAGACCUCUGCCCUACGGCAACUUGAAUUUGGAGUAGAUACUUAAGAGAAAGGUGAAUGCCUGCGCAGGACACAACCCCUUUUUCCAUAGGAAAAACUUCUUGCAUUUUAUAUAUAUUGAAUCAUGACGAUUCCUGUAUUUUUAAUUCUUUUCCUCUUGGUAAGGAGCAAAUAAGCACAAACAUAUUAUCAUGGUUGAUGAAUCCCAAAUUACGGGGCUGUAUUCCAGAAUCUGCUCAUAGGGGUAGAAAACAUGUUUUAGUUGUAAUUUUUUUCUGUAUACAAUUGGUUCGGUCAGAAUUAAUUGACACAUUCCUUUUGCAUCUUAAUACAUCCGACAUGAAGGCAGUUUAACACAGUAUACCUUCUGAUAUUUUAUUGCUUUUAAAAAAAAAAAAACCAGCUCUUUUUACUAUUGUGCUACUGUACUUAGUGUUUCGGACUGUGGCAAGGAGUGAAACACUGUACAAAUCAGAAUAGCCACGUCAUGAAAAAUCACUGAGAAGGUACGAUCAGUCUCAACUUUAUCUACAUUAUUAUUUCUUUCCAUCACCCUAGUCUGAGAUAGCCCUCCUUUUGAGCAUAACACUUGGUGCUGUUGUACCAUGGGACACAUAGUUAGCUGCUGCUAUGAUUAAACAGAAUCUGGGCUCUGAAAUCCGUGUCCAAAAUCAAGGGUUAUUGAAAACUUGGAAUAAAACAGCUGCCCUUUGCUCUGUAUGAUAUACAAGGCAAGUCCAGCUGCUACCUGUAUUUUCGCAACUGGGGAAUUGUUGCAUUAAAUGUCUUCAGUGUAUUAUUUAUUUUUGUAAGUUUUAUAAAGUACAACUUUAUUUGAAAAAGCAAUUCAAGGCACUAUAAAAUUUGGAAUCAGUACAUCAGGCCAAACAUAUUAACUGCAGAACUGGAAAGAAUAAAAAGGAUGGAAUUUAAAAUAUGUUAAUUGGAAAUCCACAAAUGCUCUGAAACUUUCAUUUGCCUAUCCAUCCAUCCAUCUUUUGGGUAUAACUAUUCAUAAUUGUUACAAUUUAUUCCUAUUGUGAUUCCCACAAGAUGAAAAACUGAUUCAGAUCAUGGAUUAUAGAGCCUAAAAUGGAUUGUAAUCAUAAUUUGGGCAUUUAUAUUAGCUAUAGGUAUGCUGUUAUUUUUUUUCUUUAAUGAUUUCGAUUUUUCACUAUUCCUGUCCAAAAAUAGGCAAGUUGCUUUACUCAUUUUCCUGUAGCAAUUAUGCAACAAAGUCAUUUUUGUGGUUUAAAUGCAAAUAUUUGAAAAUGCUUUUUAAAACAUUGGGAUAGCAUUUAAUGCUUUUUGAAUCUUUGUGACCAAGAGAAUAAAACAAAUUUCCUGUUCUUUUCUUUUUUUUGUGUGUUAAUUGAAUGCAAUAGAUAAGCAGUAGCCAUCUUGCAAAUUGCAAUGACCAGAAGACAAGAUAGCCAGUACAAUUGGUAGAAGGUUCCAGCAUUAUCUAUAUUAGCCAGAAGGCCUUUUAUAACCGAGAGCUUUGGAAGGGAGCUUGAAGAUGUCAUCUUGCCAUUGUAAUCUAAAUGUUUAUAGUGCCAAUAUUUUUGCAGGUUUUUAACCUUAUAGUACUAUAGAGUCCAAAUAAAUACCUUGUAAUGUGCCUUUUCCUCUUUCUACAAAAAUGCAACCUAUAAUAUUUUAUAGCAUAUUUAUUACAGACUCAAAACCGACAUGUAUGCCUUAACUGUUGCAUCUCUUGACAAAAAUAUCUUCUGGUCUAUUUCAUUUUGGUGACAAUAAAUAUUUUACUGUUUGAA